GAGCCAGUUCGUAGAGUCGAUUCGUUCGUGACCGACAAAUCACCAUUCGCCAUUGGGUGAAAGAAGAAGGAAGACGGCGGAGUUUGAACAAGCGAGAAAACUAAAAAGGAUUUGUGGUGGUCCAUGUUCUUCGUCUGUGUCGCUGUCGGCCGACGUGGUGUAUGCGGCAGAAGAGCGCCUGGAUGCGGCUAUUUGUGAUUGAUGUGGGCUAACGGCGUGAAGCGUAAACUUGAAGACGGCGAGGAUGAGGUGGCGUCUGAGGAAGCGGCGUGUGGUGCGUCUCAAGCGUCAUGGACUCUGUGGCGCCAGGCAGUCCUGAACAUGUCGCUGAUGAAGCUGUACCGUCCUCAGAGAGGCGUGGACGUCGGCCUGCAGAGGCGUGUUCUCAUCAACAACAUCAUCCGGCGUAUCCACAAUGACCUUCAGCAGGAAGGAGGCGCGAGCUCCCUCCGCUUCUCUACAACGCCACCGACUGCCUUCCAGCCCCCUGCGUCCUCCUUGGAAGUGUUGUCGUCUCUGUCAGCGUUGGACUCGUGUCUCACGCCCGCCUCGCUCCUGGAGGACGAAGUUCCUGUGUUCUUUGCUCUGCCGGCACCGUCCCCCGCCCAUCUCUAUCAUGUUCAUGCCCCCUCGAGGUCACCGUCCUCCAGAGACAGCUUCUCGUCUGCUUUGGAGGACAUUGGUGAGCUGUAUCAGUCCUCCUCAUCGCCUCCAGCUCGUCUUCUCUUUGAUGCCCUCAUGAAGGAGGAGGGGCGGGGCCUCCAGGAAGCGGAGCUCAGGACAGAGAAAGCUCCUCCUCUUGCGCUCGAUGCCACAAACUCUUCACCAUUGCCAGCGAGCCCCUUCUUGACAGACUUGGUCCUGGAUGACGUCCUUUUCACAGACAUUGACACGUCAAUGUAUGAUUUCAGACAGUGCCCCCCGCCAUCUGCCACCAAGAGGGCCGACAGCCUGGUGAGGUCGCUGUCUGGGUAUGGGGCAGCGGGGGCGGGCACUCAGAGCCCGAUGUUAAAGAUGGAUGUGACAGAACUGGAGCACAUCAUGGAGGUUCUGGUGGAAAGUUGAGGAUGCCUGGUCCAGGAUCACGUGACUCACAUGUGGGAAAGGACUUCAAAGAUGGGUGAUAAAGAUAGGAGGAGCGAAACGGUAACAAAGCGGCAUUUCAUUGGAAGACGACAUUUUGAUAAUGCUGACAAGCCGUCCACUCCUCCUUUGGAAAAGUCCAACAAUUGUCAACAUUUCAGUGCCUUUUUAAAUGUUGUAACUAAUUUUUAAAUAGGGUUUUAAAUGUAUUGUGAAUAUGAUGUAUGAAAUGUUUUCUACAUUAAAUGAAGCAAAUGUGUGCUGUCAUGUUGGAGAGCCACUUCAGAGUAAACCUUGAGCUAACGCUAAGGAAGUUGCUGCCAAAGACAUUUCACAGUUGGUUCAUUAGGGACCAAAAGUCACAUUCAAUCCAAAAAAAACACGUGUUCCUCUUAAAUUAGUUUAAUUUGUGUCAAAUUUAGAGCCCGGGCAUGCACGAUAACCUGACAGGCUCUUCAAGUGAUUCCGCCUUUUUUUUUUUUUCCAUAGGAAUUGUUGCGUACAUUUGUGUACACAGUGAGCGACCACGACCACGUUACAUCCAUUUCAUCUUUACAAUGUGCAAAGUCCUCCACACACACACACACACUCAAUUGGUCCCUUCGUCACACAACCUCAGUGGUUUGACCCCCCCAAACAUAAAACACACACACACCAGGACGGAGGCGUUGCUUUCCCGCCAGCUGCUGCUGCUGCACGAGGCGCGUGCAUGUGGACUGAAGGUGGAAACAUUCAAGCUGCAGCUAAAGCCUAUAAAUAGAUGAGAUCAAUGGAUUGAUGCUUCACAGUCUAAAUGAACUUCCCUGAUUAUGUACACCAUCACUCGGCUAGAAGAAAACGCCACAAAGUGAUGUCACUUCCUGCUUUGCUGUCAUCAUAAAUGCUUUGAAGAAAAAGAAAAGCGGAAAGAGCAACUUUCUAAAUAAAAGUGUGACGGGAAUUAAUAAAAAAAUGCUGAUGGGUCAGCUGGAAUAGGUGGGUGUGGCUUCCACAGAGGACCGGGCUUCAAUCGGGCGUAGCUUGAGAAGCCAGCGGCGUGAGAGUGGUGGGAAACAUCAGCACCUUGGCCUGCAUGAAGGACAGGUCGGGGAGGCCGGCGAUGACCUUGGCAGCCUCCUCGCUCAGGUUCUCGUCUUUCCUCGGCUUCCUGUCACACAAAUGGUUAAGGUCACCACUGAUUAUUAACAUUAAUUUAGAAAUGUUGUAAAAAUGCAUUUAAUAAAUGCCUGCUACUCUCUCUAGUUGAGUAAAGAAACAGUAGUUUGAGGUGUCAGGUCUGACCUGGUGGAGGUGCUGGUCUUCUCCAUGGUGGACAUCAGGCGGGCGAAGGCGUCCACCACGCGGCUGCUGGCACCACCAGAGUCCAUCUUGGCGGUGGUCAGCUCAAACAGCUCGGGGUCAACACCUGCAAGACAGAACGUGCACAGGCGAGAGCUGAGGGAGUGGGACUAUGACAUCACAAGGAGUCUGAGCCAAUCACAGUCCAGAGGGAAGCUAACAAUGGAGGAGCGAAAGAGGAAGGUGGUGAGCUGGCGGCCGUGACAGCUGCUGACCUGGGAUGGAGGGCGAGCAGGUGGAGCCCGAAUCGUCCACGGGACCAAAGAAGUCCAGGUUUAAGAGAAACGAGCCUCCACUGGCUGCGUCCAAAGAAGAGAGCAGAGAAGGAUGAGUAGAAGAAAUGUGUCAUUGUCCCUGAUGAAGACAAAAGUCCACCGCUUGAAGCGUAUCAAGGCAGCCUGUCUUGGUGACUUGUAACAGCACCAGCGACUCUCAGCCAAUCAGGGGAAUCAAGGGGAGGAGCUAAAAGACAAACUUGUCAUCUGGGGUGGAUUUUUGCCUCAGCAGCGUGGUAAGGAAGGUUAACGAGGUGGUCAGACGUUAAAGUGAAAAGGAAAAGAGGCGAGGGCCAACUGGAGUCUGGGGGGUGAGGGGGCCACGUACCGUCCAAAGGGUUAGUAAGGCCACUGCUGCUCCAGUCAAACUGGAUAGGGGGGAGCGCCUCCUGCUGGACAGAAGAGGAGCGAUGCUAGAAUGUUGACAAACAAACAUGUGACAUGAUGACACAUGGUCCCACCUGGACUGUGUCUGAGGUACAGAAGUUUGUCUUUGGAGGAGCUGCUGCUGCUGCUGCUGGUGCUUGUGCAAUGGAGGCAAUCAUCUCGGCUGCUGAGACGGGCUUCACCGGUUCUUUGGUGGGUUCCAACAUCCCCUGUGGACACGUAGCAUGGCUCAGUGUGUGCGUGUGUCCCAGUGCUUGGUGAAGAGGUGUGAAAGUCACUCACCAGGCCUGCGGCAUACAUGGGCACGAUGACCGGCUGCUUCUUCUGUCCUGUGAACAGCUGCAAAGACCAAAUGAUUGACAUGCUGAGGAAAUGUCCAUCUUUAGAUGUUCCACACAACAAAGUAAUCAAACAAUGACAUCACCUCAAAGCUAGUGUUCAUGAGACUGAUGUCAGAGUUCCCCCCCAUAGGACUGCAAUAGAGAUGUCAUGACAGUUGUCAUUGUCGUUUUUAUCUAGUCCUUGCUGAUUAAGCUUCAGCCUUGUCUGGAUGUACCUUGCCACUGCUGGAAGUCGUGCAAAAUCAAAGGAAGUGCUUGUUUUUUCGGACGGAAUGAUGAAGCGCGGAUUCAAUCGCAUUUUCACGCAAUACCGGACGUGCGGAAGUUAGACGUGCACGUGCAUUGGAUUCUCGAUGCCUCUCAUUCACAAGUUUGCCGCUACGAUACACUUUGACAGUCGUUUCUGAUUGCAAGGUUUGUUAAACAAGAUCUCUGUUUGGUAGAAUAGGCUUAGUGGUACUUCACAGGUGAAUGUACUGGUUUGUUUUGGGACAUUUUAUAGCAUUUUAUGUUCGUGCUUCAAGAGGGGUGAAGCACGAAGCUUGGGAGUACGACCGUAGCUCUGGUUCUAGUCUGGUUCCCAGCUAUCGGUAUUUUGGUACAUAAAUACCCACCACUGGCAGGCAGAGAUUAUAAUAAGACUUGCAAAUUUGUUGUGAAUGAAGAUAGUGUUACAUAACAGGUAGGGUUGUCCCGAUCCGAUACCGCUAUCGAUCCAAGGUGGGUGGCAUACAGUGUUACCAUCGAUGGAAAGGCUUUGUGUGUAUGACGAGGAGGACAUUGCUCCAAGAGAUUGCAUCACAACGAACAAAGAAUUGUUAGCACUAACAAACCCAGCUAUGAUAGAAACUUUUUUCCACCUACACAAAAUAAACUGGAAAAGACACCCCAGACCAGCUGGACCAGACGGACAACGGUCCAUCGAGUAAGUCACCAGCAUAUUGAUUGUGAUACAUGGAGCACGUAGCACAUGAUAUCACAACACAGUCCAUCUAGCUGUGUAUAAACAAAACAGGGAAUGUGGGCUAAUACUUCACAAAUAUUUUGGUUGUCUGUUUAUAGUUGUUCACACGCUUGUUCUUGUUUCCUAGUCAGUACAGACUGGUGUCCUAUCACAUUGUUUUGAAGUGAGUCCCGUUACUUAUCGAUAGUUGUGAGGUGCUGCGUCACUACGCCAGAAAAAUACUUCUUAGUGUUAGCUGCUACAAUAACAUCGGUGUAGCUUGGUUUAUAUACACAGGUCAGUGAUGUCAAUAGAACAUUGUUGGAUUUGUUGCACUUAGCAUGCAAUUUGACUCUUGAAAAUAUAGACAUAUGCAUACAUAUACACACAUAUAUUGUAUAUACUGUAUACACACAUAUAGACAAAGCUUUUUGUUAUUAAUAUCAACAUUUCAGCUUUUCUCAUUACAUUAUUCCUUUAACUCUAUUUUGUCAAUGUUUGCUGUUUUUUUUGUGUGUGCCACAGACCCAACAUAACACAAAUGGCCCCCAGGCCACACUUUGGACACCCCUGCUUUACGUAUUUCACCGGGAAGGGGAACCAAAGAAUCUGUCUUGUUGCUUUCAUGACUCCCACUCAUCAAAGGCUGGGCUGGACACUUGGGGAGGUGUUCUCUACGCUUCCACACCAGUGGUAUUGGGCAAAUUACCAAUGGGCAAAUACUUUGCCUUUCGUGACCGCUUAUAUUUGAUUACCAAGUAAAUGCAUGACCCCGUUUUUACUUUUUAUGCAUACUGUGUGGGAAUUGGGAACAGAUGCUAACUGUCACCUAACCGGUAGCGCCAAAUCCAAAUCCGGCCCAAAUUUGUUCGUGACGGGUCGCCAUAAAUACAUGAAUGGAUGGGAAACACUGGAUGUACUUGGUGGUUGUUUUCCGUGUUGUUAAAGUUCUAAGGAUAGAAGACAAUCUCACAAUGUUGCGUGUGUCGAUGCCCAGGCAGCACAGCAGUGUUUUGUUGCAGUACGAGCCCCCCCACUGAUGUCUCAAACCGAUGGCUUCGUGGAUGUCUUCAAGUUGCGUCCACACGCGGCCAUGCAGCGCUCUGCAGAUGACAAGACACGGGGACAAGAAGACGUGUGGACGAGCAGAAGCUGUGAUUCGUUCAUUUCCACUACCGUGCUAACCUCAUGACCUCCUGCGCUCCGGGCUGGUCUUCGUCCUUUCGUGGCCCCAGCAGGACUUUCAGCGAAACAACCUCAUCCUCCACAGGAGGGGCGGUGGCCUGGGGGAAGCUACUCUCAAACAAUUUCUCCAGCCGACUCCACAGUGCCUCCUGCAGCCGCACAAAGCAACAGUCUCCUGUCAGGUCCACAAAGUGAGACUGUGAUUGUCACUUAACAAGUCAUGUUCCUGGGGGCAGAGCCAGCACCUGCACAUGUCCACUACACAUGUGCAUGUGUGUUGAAGUCAAAAGGUCU
Molecule: messenger RNA, 5846 nt
Organism: Dunckerocampus dactyliophorus (ringed pipefish)
Lineage: Eukaryota; Metazoa; Chordata; Actinopteri; Syngnathiformes; Syngnathidae
Product: SERTA domain-containing protein 2-like
Exons: 2
Coding region: 202-1065 (287 amino acids)
Cellular component (GO): nucleus
Molecular function (GO): transcription regulator activity
Source: RefSeq, a predicted model, not a curated record